UACUAUUGAUAUUAUUACAAAAUGAAUAUCAUGCAAAGAUUUCAUUUAGCACUUUUAGUAUUUAACAACUUAUUUGAAAAAAUAAAAUCAAAUCUUCAAUUAUAAAAUUUUAAAUACUCCCUCCGUCCGGGAUUAAUCUUCCCAUUUGGACUUUUUCCCAUUUUUAUUAAAGGCGAUUGACUAUUUUUACUAUGACUUCCAUUUUUGCCCUCCUUCCCAGAAACUCAAUUCCAAGUUACGGAGUAAUUAAAAAAAUUAUCCUUCUUUUCCGGCUUUGAUUGGAGUGGUGACAACGGCUCAGUUGCUUGCUUGACGGCGGCAGUAGUGGCUUUUAGACGGCGAUGGCCGGCAGUCACGAUCUAAAGGAAGGCGACGAGGACAACGCUUCAUGUCUACUCGACGGUGAUCUAUUCCCUGAGGCGGUAGCAAUCUAUUUCCUUGGCUCGUCAGAGGCGUGCUUGACAAAGAUUUAUUUCCUUAGGCGGAGGCAAUCUAUUUCAUUGGCUCAGCGACAAUUAGUUUUACAGAGAUCUAUUCCCCUUGACUCGGUGGUGGUUUGCUUGGCGGUGAUCUAUUCCCCUUGAAUAGGUGGUGAUCUAUUCCACUUGGCUCCGUGGCAGUCUAUUACCCUUGACUCGACGGGGAUCUAUUCCUUUUGGUUUGGCGGCGAUCCAUUCUUCUUCGCCGAUUUCUGAUCAAGGGGUGUAACGAAAACCAACCAAAAGAGUAGAUUGAGAGAAUGAGGCUCCGAAUUUUGAGGGAGUGAGAAUUGGG
Molecule: messenger RNA, 774 nt
Organism: Cuscuta campestris
Lineage: Eukaryota; Viridiplantae; Streptophyta; Magnoliopsida; Solanales; Convolvulaceae
Source: the annotation of a GenBank genome assembly